Molecule: messenger RNA, 1338 nt
Organism: Nylanderia fulva
Lineage: Eukaryota; Metazoa; Arthropoda; Insecta; Hymenoptera; Formicidae
Gene: Snx16
Product: sorting nexin 16
Biological process (GO): early endosome to late endosome transport; endosome to lysosome transport; protein targeting to lysosome
Cellular component (GO): early endosome; late endosome
Molecular function (GO): phosphatidylinositol binding
Source: RefSeq, a predicted model, not a curated record
AGUUCAUGAAUUAUUUGGAAAACUUUCAAUAUGUCAAAUGAACGUUUAUUGAAAGAAUUUUUGUUGAUUAGAUGAUUGUUUAAUGCGUAUAUAUAGUGUUUUCGUAAACAAUUGUGAUCUAAUAUUAUAUAGAAUAUGUUGAAAAUAAUAUGAAAAUGCAAUAGACAGAAUUGAAUCUAUUAAUCUGUCAAUAAUUAAGGCUAAGUUAAAAUGUCCAAUUCAGAGGCUGGUGUAGGAUGCAUCAGUGAGGUAACACUUGCGAUUAGUAAAGCAAGAAGUUCUCAAGCAGGUACUGUGAGAGUUCUUGAUAGUCCUGACUCAGAUGGAUCUGGCCACUCAAAUUCAUUUACUGUGCAACGAUUUAAUUACCCUACUGAUAGCAAUACCAACUCAGAUAUUCUUCAAUCUCCUCUCACUAGUGACGAUUUAAGAAUACCUAUUGUUGGUUAUGAAAUUAUGGAAGAAAGAGCUAGAUUUACAGUUUACAAACUUCGAGUUGAAUUGAAAAAUGGUGAUUGUUGGUUUGUGUUUAGAAGAUACACAGACUUUGUUCGAUUAUUGGCUCAAUUAAAAAGGCAGAAAGUUCCUAUUACCCAUUUAUCACUACCAAGAAAAAAAUGGCUUGGGGAUAAUUUUGCUCCAAGUUUUUUAGAAGAAAGAAUACAAGGACUUCAAGCAUUUGUUAAUGGCAUAUUGAGUAGUCCAAUUCUCAUAGGUGUUUCGUGUGCAAGAGAAUUCUUCUGUUUGGAUGAACCACCUGUCUUAUCUGAUACAGCAGAGGAAUCUAGAGCAAUAUUUGAAGCAUUGGAAGAUACAAUAUAUAAUUUAAGACAACAACUAAGAGAGCGUGAUGCAAUACUCACAUCUGAAAAGGCUCGAUGCAAUGAAUUCCGGAAAAAGCUUCAUCAAAUAUUGAGUGAAAGACAAACCUGUUCAAAAUGUAGUGCAACCCAAUAAUAACUUUAUAGAUUGUUAGAAUAGAUCUGAUAGAAUUAAUUUGUACAAAAAAUCAUGCUGUUAUGAAAAAAUUAGUAUAUAUAAGAUUUUGUAAAAGCUCUCGUUAUAAGUAGAAUUUUUAUGAGUGAUAUUUUACAGGCAGGACAUUAUCUUAGCAUUACUUUAUCAGUAUAUGAGCUUUGUAUAUAAAAUUCUACUCCUAAGUUUUUUAAUUUGACUAAAUAUUUGAUACAAAUUUUUAAUAAUUGAUAUUUAGUGAGAAAUCACAAAUGAUAUUUCAUCUAAAGAGAUUAAUUUCUUUGAUAUAAGUUUAAAGAUAAUAACAAUUUUUUAUAGUAUGGUAAUUCAAAUCUUUAUUCAAACUGAACAAAAAAAAGUGUA